UGAAAGCCCGAGAAACAGGAAUUGAAAGCCCGAGGAACAGAAACGCAACAAGGGAGGAGGUGACUUGCAAAACCAGGAAUGCCCUUCUGUUGCGUUCGAGGGGCGUAUAAUUAACGACCGCUGACGCGUUUCGAGCAAAGGUCGCUCGUUUUCCUCACAGGCUCGGCCCGUGUGGUGCGGAGAAAGAUUCAACUAGUUGCGUGUUUACGAAUAAGCGGGAUGAACUUCUUCCUGGAGACGCUCUGUACGCUGCUGCUAUGGCUGUACUUCAGCCUGGAAGCCCUGGUGCUGCUGGUGUUGCCGGCGCGGAGGAAAAAUGUGAAGGGGGAGAUCGUGCUGGUGACGGGCGCCGGCAGCGGCAUCGGGCGCCUUGUGGCUCUGGAAUUUGCCCGGCUGCAGACCGUGCUCGUCCUCUGGGACAUCGAUGCGGAAGGCAACCAGGAGACGGCGCGGCUGGCCCGGGAGCAAGGAGCCGCCAGGGUCCACACUUACCACUGUGACUGCAGCAAGAGGACAUCCGUGUACGAAGCAGCUGACAAGGUAAAGCGGGAAGUUGGAGAUGUUAGUAUUCUGAUAAACAAUGCAGGUGUUGUUACCGGAAGGAAAUUCAUUGAUUCACCAGAUGAGUUGUUAGAAAAAACCAUGGCAGUGAAUGUGCUUGCACAUUUUUGGACCUACAAAGCAUUUCUGCCUGCAAUGAUUGCCAGUAACCAUGGCCAUCUGGUUAGCAUUGCCAGUGUAGCAGGCUUCUUUCCAGUAAAUGGACUGGCAGAUUAUUGUUCAAGCAAGUUUGCAGCGAUUGGUUUUGCUGAGUCUAUUGCACUAGAAAUGUUAGCUGCAGGAAAAAAUGGGAUCAAGACAACCAUUGUUUGCCCAUACUUCAUAAACACUGGCAUGUUUGAUGGAUGUAAAGUCAAGUGGCCAAAUCUUAUUCCUCUUUUGGAUCAAAAGUACGUUGCCAAGAAGGUUACAGAUGCUAUUUUACAGGAACAAGUACGCCUUGUGAUGCCACGGAGCCUGUAUUUUAUACUUGCUAUUAAAAAUCUGCUUCCAGUGAAAGUUGGAAUUCUUUUUGGACGAUACUUGGGCAUUUUUGAAAUCAUGGAUAAUUUUAAGGGUCGCUUUAAGAAAGAUUGAUGUGAUUGUCAGCAAUGAUCUGGAAGUAACUGCUUUAAAUAUAUCUGGAAGAAAAUCGUGCAUUAAAAUAUCAUUGCAUUACAUUGUUGGUGCUAUUUUAUCUUGCUAUUGUUAAUGCAAUUCCACCAGCUUAAAAUAUUAAACAAACAAACAUUAUACAAAACAAAUAUAAACAAUAAUAAUACAAUAUAAACAAAUAUUAUACAAAACAAACGUUCACUGAUAAUUUCAAGCUUGUGGGAAAAUAAUGAUCCUAUUCUAGGUUAUUAAGAUAUGAAAUCUCAUUUUAGUAACUCAAAACCUGAUAAGUAAAUCUUAAUAAAGUAACACAUUGAUAAAACCUGUAAUUUGACUGCAUUUUUGUAACCUUUUGUGCUUGAUCUGCUUGGUCUGUUAAGCAAUGAACCACUGAGGAAAUAGUUGAAUGUUAAUGAUGAUGACAGAAUUACAUGUUUAAAAUCAGCAGAAAACUGAAAGAUAAGAACAGACUGAUAAAACCUUGCCUUUUUUUUGUUACUAUUUUCUGUUCCCACUUCAAAAAAAGUGCAAUUGAUGAGAAUUGAUUUUUAGAUCUUGUUACUUGUUAAUGAUUUUGCAGGAAUUUGAAGUAAGGAGUGUGUACGUUCUCUGUAAGGAGUUUGUAUGUUCUCCCCGUGACUGUGUGGGUUUCCUCUGGGUGCUCUGGUUUCCUCCCACAUUCCAAAGACGUACGGGUUAGUAGGUUAACGUGGGUGUAAUUGGGCAGGAUGGGCUUGGUGGGCCACAAGGGCCUGUUAUUGUGCUGUAUAAAUUUUUUUUAAGAGUUUUUUUAGAACAAAAGAAUUUCAAAUUGAAUUGUCUUUUUCUUUCAAAUGAUAUGCUGUUGUAUAAAGCUAUUUUGCCCCUGGUAGGUAAAAUGGCUGAUUAAGAACAUGUAUAUUUAGAAUAAAAGUUUGUGAUUGUAAUGCAUGAUUCCUGUGAGGACCAGCAUAUCAGGCAAUCCAUGAAUGGCAAGGCCACCUUGACAAUAUAGAUAAACAUUAACAAAUUUGCUAUGCUCACUGGAAUUUUAAUCAGAACUGCAGAUUUGUUUAGGAGCAUUUUUAAAUGUAGAUGCUAACUUGUUAUGCCUCACAAAGGUUGUGGAGACAUUUCUCUGGAUAGAUGAAAAAUAAUUGAAAUUGAAUGCUUGUGUAAGUGCUAACACCAAAACCAAUGUAUGAUUGUGUGUGGGGUGCACCAAUACGUUCUAUAACUCUCAGACCUACACACCAGUGCAAUUGAUACUCUUAAAAACUGAUUCUCUUAAACUUCUCUCAAUUAAAGAUGCUUUUAAUUCCA
Molecule: messenger RNA, 2457 nt
Organism: Pristis pectinata (smalltooth sawfish)
Lineage: Eukaryota; Metazoa; Chordata; Chondrichthyes; Rhinopristiformes; Pristidae
Gene: sdr16c5b
Product: short chain dehydrogenase/reductase family 16C, member 5b
Exons: 6
Coding region: 220-1137 (305 amino acids)
Cellular component (GO): lipid droplet
Molecular function (GO): oxidoreductase activity, acting on the CH-OH group of donors, NAD or NADP as acceptor
Source: RefSeq, a predicted model, not a curated record